Hippopotamus amphibius kiboko is the source of this 1418-nucleotide messenger RNA. Its product is annotated as transmembrane protein 184C-like. Gene Ontology annotation, biological process: transport. Gene Ontology annotation, molecular function: transporter activity. NCBI's taxonomy places the organism in Eukaryota, Metazoa, Chordata, Mammalia, Artiodactyla, Hippopotamidae. The record is from RefSeq and is a predicted model, not a curated record. The transcript is spliced from 2 exons.
AUGUGGGUGGACAAAACAACCAAAGGACAGGGCUCCUCAUUACCAUCUCCUUCGAGCUCUCUUCCCUUGAUACUUGGAGCUGAUUUAUGCGAAAACAUGCCUUGCACUUGUACCUGGAGGAACUGGAGACAGUGAAUUCGACCUUUAGCGGUGGUCAUCUACCUGGUGUCCAUAGUGGUUGCGGUUCCCCUGUGCAUGUGGGAGUUACAGAAACUGGAGGUUGGAAUACACACCAAGGCUUGGUUUAUUGCUGGAAUGUUUUUGCUGUUGACUAUACCUAUCUCACUUUGGGUGAUAUUGCAACAUUUAGUGCAUUAUACACAACCUGAACUACAGAAACCAAUAAUAAGGAUUCUUUGGAUGGUACCCAUCUACAGUUUAGAUAGUUGGAUAGCUUUGAAAUACCCCAGCAUUGCAGUAUAUGUGGAUACCUGCAGAGAAUGUUACGAAGCUUACGUCAUUUACAACUUUAUGGGAUUCCUUACCAAUUAUCUAACUAACCGGUAUCCAAAUCUGGUAUUAAUCCUUGAAGCCAAAGAUCAGCAGAAACAUUUCCCUCCUUUGUGUUGCUGUCCACCAUAGACAAUGGGAGAAGUAUUGCUGUUUAGAUGCAAACUGGGUGUAUUACAAUAUACAGUUGUCAGACCAUUCACCACCAUCGUUGCUUUAAUCUGUGAGCUGCUUGAUAUAUAUGAUGAAGGGAACUUUAGCUUUUCAAAUGCUUGGACUUACUUGGUUAUAAUAAACAAUAUGUCACAGUUGUUUGCCAUGUAUCGUCUCCUCCUGUUUUAUAAAGUACUGAAGGAAGAACUGAGUCCAAUUCAACCUGUGGGCAAAUUUCUUUGUGUAAAGCUGGUGGUUUUUGUUUCUUUUUGGCAAGCAGUAGUUAUUGCUUUGUUGGUAAAAGUUGGCGUUAUUUCUGAAAAGCAUACAUGGGAAUGGCAAAUGGUAGAAGCUGUGGCCACAGGACUCCAGGACUUUAUUAUCUGUAUUGAGAUGUUCCUUGCUGCUAUCACUCAUCACUACAUUUUCUCAUGUAAACCAAACGUCCAAGAAGCAGAAGAGGGCUCAUGCUUUGAUUCCUUUCUUGCCAUGUGGGAUGUUUCAGGCAUUAGGGAUGACAUUUCUGAGCAAGUAAGGCAUGUUGGAAGGACAGUCAUGGGACAUCCUAGGAAAAGGUUCUUUCCUGAGGAUCAAGACCAGAAUGAACAUGCGAGCUUGCUGUCCUCAUCAUCACAGGAUGCAAUUUCCGUUGCCUCUUCUGUGCCACCUUCACCCAUGGGCCACUAUCAAGGGUUUGGACACACUGUGACUCCCCAGACUACACCUACUACAGCUGACAUAUCUGACAAUAUAUGUAAUGAUACUACAGGAGAGAAAAAAGAAACUUUAGAUAAGUCCGUGGCCUCCUGAACAGU